AUGACUACCCUCCCAUCAUCUAAUAUCAGUAAAGGAUGUACAAGAAACCACUGCUUGUAUGGACUGGAUGCUGACCUGAUCAUGCUCGCUUUGGCAUCUCACGAACUCCACUUUUCGAUUUUGCGUGAGGAUGUGUUACGAUCGACCCAGCCAGAAAAUUGCAUCCCUCUAUCUAAAGAACUGUUCAAAACUGAAGAUUCCUCAAGAAAAUGUAGAGGAUGGUUCCCCCGCAUGACAGAAACAACUGCUAGUAGGGACAGGUCUCCCAAGAAACCUUAUCAGUUUUUGAACAUAUGGGUUCUGAGGGAGUACCUGGAGCUUGAUUUGAAGAUACCAAACCCGGUUGUCAAAACGGAUAUCGAGAGGCUAAUAGAUGAUUUCAUAUUUAUCUGUUUCCUGACAGGAAAUGACUUCAUUCCACAUAUUCCUUCAGUUGAAAUUCAUGAGGGUGCAAUUGAUCUGCUGUUGGAAGUGUACAAACAAGCAUUUAACAAAAUGGGGGGCUACAUUGUGAGCACCGAGAAGUUAAAAGACAAACAUGCUGCAUAUCUUAAUGUUUCGAGGUUGGAAAAGUUUUUUCAUGAACUGUCCUUGUGUGAAGAGAAAAUUUUUGUUAAAAGAUAUGAACUGCGAGAGAGGUUACAGCGCAAUUUAGUGCGCCGAGCUGCAGAGGAAUGGAAAGAAAGAAACUAUGACAAUAUGGAAGAAAAUCCUGAUGGUCCAGACUUGACAGUAAAGUCUUCUUCAACAAACGGUGGUAUUUGCACCAACAGCCAAGAUGAGUCAGAUGUAACUGCAAAUACCUUGGAGCUGAGGCGAAACUUAAAGGAUACUCUUCGUAACAAGCAAGACCUUGUAAAAAGUGGAGCCUGUAAACAUGAUGCGAUAAGAUUGGGAUUUGCUGGGUGGAAAUCUCGAUUCUUCAGGGAAAAGUUUGGUGUGGAAAAAUCUAAUGAAGUUGGGAAGCUGAAGAAUGACAUGGUUCAAAAGUAUCUGGAAGGACUUUGUUGGGUGCUGCGGUACUAUUUUGCAGAUGUGCCAUCAUGGAGCUGGUACUACCCCUUCUAUUAUGCUCCUUUCACAUCUGAUUUUGAAGGACUAUCACAGUUCAAGAUAUCUUUCAACGCUGAUAAGCCACUAAGACCAUUUGAUCAGCUCAUGGCAGUUCUUCCAAAAGAAAGCUCAUGUGCACUACCAAAGUGUUACAGAGAACUGAUGGAAAAUGAAGAGUCUUUGAUAAAAAAAUUCUACCCGUCAGAUCUACAGAUUGAUACCCAUGGGAAACGUUUCUUGUGGCAAGGUAUCGCAAUGUUGCCAUUCAUCGAUGAAAAGCUGCUGACUUCGGCUACUAAGACGGUGGAGGACAAACUUGCAGUGCAUGAGAUAAAUAGAAACACAGUUCGGCAAGACAAGAUCUUCUUGAGGAACUCAAAUACUACGCCAAAUGGUUCAGCUUUUGUGGAGACAUCCGACUGUUCAUCAAAAAUGCUUCUGUUGGAUCCAUCUACCAGUGAACUUGGAGGGCGGCUGUCGCCUGUUGACGACAAUAGUAUAAGCUGUGGCUUCUUCCGUUCACCGAUAAGAGAUCUACAGGACAUUAGGAACGACCAGACAAUAUCAUUCUUGUUCUCCAACCCAGAACCAGUGAAAAUCAUUCCAAGACUACUUGAUAAUGUCAAAAAACCUGAAAAGAAUGUAACUGAAACUGAGAUUUCAAAGAGGCCGCUGUGGCACACCUAUCCUGGUAGCUGGCCGCCGCCUGAAACCAUCCCAACCAUGGCAGAACCGCAGCCGAUGAUCAGCGGCUUUGGACGUGGGAGAGGGAGAGCCAUCGCUGCCGAGACAGCACUGCCUGGCCGUGGCCACGAGAGAAGUUUCUAUGGGGCUGGCAUGGUGCAGCAGGGUUGGCGCCUACACAUUCGGAAGCGCUUGUGCAGGAAGAGGGCAGAACAAGGCUCCAUUGAACAACAAAUCGACUUUGCACAAUAA
This is a messenger RNA of Sorghum bicolor (sorghum), 1989 nucleotides long. Its product is annotated as 5'-3' exoribonuclease 2. The transcript has 21 exons. Gene Ontology annotation, cellular component: nucleus. The coding region runs from base 1 to 1989 and encodes 662 amino acids. The record is from RefSeq and is a predicted model, not a curated record. Lineage: Eukaryota; Viridiplantae; Streptophyta; Magnoliopsida; Poales; Poaceae. Gene Ontology annotation, biological process: nuclear-transcribed mRNA catabolic process. Gene Ontology annotation, molecular function: RNA binding; 5'-3' RNA exonuclease activity.